Molecule: messenger RNA, 5944 nt
Organism: Schistosoma bovis
Lineage: Eukaryota; Metazoa; Platyhelminthes; Trematoda; Strigeidida; Schistosomatidae
Source: the annotation of a GenBank genome assembly
GAAGCAUUCACUGCACAAACUAGCAAUAAUAUUCAGUGUAGGUAACGUUUAUCAAUCUGAUUUCCUCAAAAUUUCCUUGCUUUUUGCUCAAAAGAAAAGUCUAGUGUAUUUGUUUGGUCUUUGCUACAACAGAAAAUACAGUUUCAAUUCUUAUCAUUUGGUCGUGCUUGUUUCAUUUGAUUUUCACCACAUUACUAUAAAUCACACCUUUUAAAAUAAAUCGAAAUCAAUAAAGGAACCUGAGCAUCUUUGAUGUAGUAUUUCCUAUUCUUAUUUAUUAGAUUAAAACUGGCAUAAAGGUUAACAAAGGUGAUAGUUUCUGCAUGUUUUUCAGUUUUAGGUGUAAAUAUAGUGAAUAACAUCUGUUGAAGUCAGUGCUUUUUUGAUGUUUUUCCAGUUGUCCUCCUCAGCAGUUUCUUCUGUGAGUAAAUCUUAUAAGGCUUGGAACCUGUUGUUGAGAGCUAUCUUGAAUUCGUUCAGUUUGUGAGCAUCUUGAAGGAAGGUUGUAUUGAACCUUUGUAAUGCUGUUUUCCCAGUAGUCAUUUCUUGAUAGUGUAUGUUGGAAUGUGCUUUCGCUCUUCUUAGUAAAGUUUCAUAUUCAGUCCGUCUUGUGUGCUGCUGGGUUUUUAGUAUGUUAUAUAAAAAUUUGAUCAGUAUAGAAUGACUUCUCAUUCACUUGAUUCUCUAGCUUUCCAGUGGCAGUUCCGGGGAACAACUCAUCUAAUAGUUGAUAGCUUGCUGUUUAUUUCCCUUUUCUUUGUUAACCUUAUAUCACAAAAAUCGUUUCUGAUAAUAUCGUAGGUGCUUACCACUCCGUACUUCUUGAUGAUAAUGAAUGUGUUUUCCAUACAACACAUUUUGGGUUUGAUCACUGGUUAUUUGAAAGCUUAUCCCUCGUUCGUAUAUGUGAAUUUCUCUGGGAUUAGUUGUUUUAACUGUUGAAUUGGAUAUCAAGAUUUCUUAUUCUAGUUGUAUUGAUUUUAACCUAUUGAGAAGGUCUGGUUGAUUAUCAAUAACUACCUUAAUACACACUUGACACAUGCUCUUGGGAGAUGGACUAUACUUGAAAGUCGUCAUUUUAUAUUAUUGCAACUACAUCCUUGAUUCUAGUAACCUUCGUGGCAUAGAUGUUAGGCUUUUAGAUUUAAAUUAUCAAUGUAUCAAAUACAUUUAAAUUUUGGGGUUGCUACAUAUUGUAACUAUUUAAUUACGCAUCAGGAAACAAAUAUUCCACCUGUUUUAUAUUCAUUCGAACUGAACAAUUAUGAAUGCUAACUGUAUGUACUGAAACAGAAACACUGAAGUUCGUAGUACAUUUUCCUUUUUAUCUAUCCUUUAACAAUUUGAGAGACAAAUAAACUGAAAUUCUUGCAUUCAGUAUCUGCUGGAUGAAAGAAUAGUUGUAUCAGCUUUGGUAGAAAACCUUAAUGACUUCAAUAUACAUAGGAGAUACUGAUUAUGGGAAGGAUUUUUAAAAUUUACUUUGAAUAAUUACAAUUGAAUGUAUGUUAAACAGUUAUUUGUUGAAACAACGGGCGCUGAGAAUCCUUUACUUUAUUGUAUUUUGAAGUUGACUACAUACAAUUCAACCUAUUGUCUCCGUUUCUUAUUGGAUAUAAAUUUCUUUAAAUUAAUUAUAAUGAUGUAAAAAUGUGAAAACUAGUGAGUUAUGUAACACAAUUGGUUAUUAUAUGACUUAAUGAGACAAAACAAAAGAAAACAUUUUCAAUCAAGGUCUACAUUAUUUAAAAUUAGUCUAACUUUUACAUAAUUUAAAAUUUAGUAUAAUACGAUAAACAAAAUAAUUAGGUUAAUCUCAUCAUAUUCCUUUAUUGUUGUAAAUUUAACUUUAAAAUUUCGCAGAAUAAUCUUUAUCUGGAUAGAAAGUUUAUGUUUAUUCCUUAAGUGCGCAUUAGUUUGACCUUGACACGAUUCAUCAAUCAAUGGAAUAGUAGUGGAAUGACCAAUCAUACAGUUAGUAAACGAUGUUGUUAUGGUUACAAUAGGAGUAUAUAAAAUGUAUUCCUCAAAGAGAUUUUCAAAAAUCAUAUUAAAAUUUACGCGUGACUAUAUCCUUCUCGUAUAAUAAAUAUUAAGUGAUUAAAUCAGCAAUAAGUAACAUUAUUUGAAAGCUUUCUAAUCUGUGAAGAAAAUACACAUAUAAUAAAAACCAUCAGAUUCAAAAAUGAUUUCAACACCAUCGUCUACAAUUAAUCCAAAUCAUGAGGACAAGUUGAAAUUAUUAAAUGCUUGUCGUCAAGGUGAUUUAGACUAUUUAGGUAAAUUUAUUGUUGAUGGAGGAAAUCUCCGAAAUGUAAUCGAUAAUCAAACUGGACAAACUACAUUACAUUAUUGUGUUAAAUUUGGAGAAGAGAAAAUUGCUAAUGAAAAAGAUGAUAAAAAGCCGAAUGGAAAUGACAUUCAGAUAUUUCAACGACAAUUGAAUAGAUUAAAAUGUACACGAGUCAUAAUUAAAUCAAAUCCGGAAUUUUUAACUUACUAUGAUCAUAAUGGAUUUACUCCGAUACAUUUAGCAGUUAUUCAUGGUGAUAUAGAUUUUUUAAAAGUAUUAAAUGAAUUUAAUAAUGUAGAUAUGAAAAUUAAGACAAAAGCAAGAUCAAUAAUGUCGUCUUCAUCAUCAACAAGUCAUAGUGAUUCAAGUGAAAUAAAUAAUACUGGUCGGACAAUUAUACAUCUAUGUGUUAUUUACUCACAAUUAGAUGUUUUAAAUUAUCUUUUAACUAACAGUAAUAAUCAUAAUUCUAUAAAAGAAAUUGUAAAUGAAUAUGAUGAUCAAGGUGCCACAGCUUUACAUUAUUCUGUUCAAGUGAAUGCUGAACAAAUCGAUGAACUGUUUGAAUUAUUAAUCAAUAUCGGUGGAGCAAAUUUAAAUGCACCGGAUACACAUGGUCGUACACCAAUUAUAUGGGCAGCUACAGUUGGUUCUGCGCAUGCUGUAGAAGUAUUACUUAAAUUAGGUGCUAAUUUAAGUCAUAAAGAUUCACAUGGUUUGACUGCAUUACACUGUGCUGCAUCUAGAGGUAAUUUACAAACAGUUCAAACUAUCUUGAAUUGGAUAACAAUUGCAAACAAAGAUGAUGAGAGUAAAAUUGCCCUGCUUCGUGAUGUAAAUGAUAAUGAUGGAUGUAGUCCAUUGUUUUAUUCUGUUGCAACUGGUCAUAUUCAUGUGACUGAAUGCUUUAUUAAAGCUGGAGCCGAUGUUAUGCAUACAGAUUUUAAAGGUCGUACUGUGUGUCAUUGUUUAGCUAGAUUAAAUUCAUUGUCCAAUGGGAUUAAAUUUGACAGUCUUAUCAAAACUCAAUUGACCUGUUUAGUUGAGGCUGGUUUAAAUCCAUGGCUUGCAAAUAAAACUGGUUUAACAGCUUUACAUGAAGCAUGUUUACUAAGAAAUGUAUCUUUUAUUAAACAGUUAGCUAAUUUACCAGGUUUUAAUACGGUUGUAAAUGCAACGGAAUCUCAAGGUCAUACCCCAUUGCACUUAGUUGUAGCAGCUUCAUGGAGUACUGAACCAUCUGGUAUUAGAUUGUGUCAUUAUCUGUUAGAACAUGAAGCCGAUGUGAAUGCUGUCACUCGUCUACCGAAUGAUGAAUAUGUUACCCCAUUAAAUCUUGCUUACUUAAAUGAAACUAAUGAUGAAACAUCGAAAAAUUUACUCAUUAAUCUAAUAAAACAAUAUGGUGGUCGGACAUAUCAGGAACUAUCAAAUGAAGGAAAAGUUAGCAUUGAUAAGUUUCAAAGUAGCGGUAAUGAUAAUACCAAAAUCGAUAUUCGCACCAAUGGUAACCAUAAUGAUGUUAAUGAAGAGAAAAUGUCAGCAUCUGGUGUUUUCAAUCCAGAAAAUGAAUUAAAGCCAAUUGGUAAAACAGAUAUUUCAAGUUCCAUGGUUGUUGAAACAAUAGUGGGAGAAAAACCACAGAUGAUUGAUUCAUCCACUGAACCAAUAAGCGAAUUUAUUGUGUCCCUAACAUUGAAGGAUUCAAGUGUACAAACAUGUCUGGAUAGGAGAAGGCGAAAAAAGCUGUCAACACAAUCUUUACCCUUAUUGUCUUCUGAAGAACCAAUGCAUGAAACUAUUAGCACAGCACAUAAUCGACAUGUAACGGAUAAAUCCUUGAAUGAAUCACUUAGCGUCACCUCAACUGGAAGCUCUUCAUCCAUUACUUUAAAGAAUGGAAGUGAAAGAAACGGCUCAAGUAAUCAUGAUAAUGGACAAAAUACAAAUACUUCAAUACAGCUCAUAGUCCGAGUACCAACUCCAACAGAUUUAAAAUUACGAAAUGAUAAGUCUAGUGAAAGUAGGACUAUGGGAACUGAAAAGAAAAAUGUUCCAAUCACUUUGAUCUCAACAGUUAAAAAUAAUAUUAAUGUACAAAAUGACAAUUGCCAUCACUUUACGUCAUCUGGGGUAGAUGAUAAAACUCCGAAAAAUUCUAAACAUUUACCAUAUUCACAAAUCUACUUAGAAAAAGAACUACCUUUAGCAUUGAAACGAUAUUUGGAAAAAGAGAAUUUUAAUUAUUCACCCUUAACAGGACGUUCUCGUUUGCCCAAACCAAGUAUAUCACCCUAUCUACAACCAGUUGUACCCGGUCUACCUUUAUAUGAAGAAAAUGCUGCAAUGUCUAGAAAGAACAAUCACAAUAAACAUAUUUCCAGAAAACAGGCUCAGUCAGCCGGUGUAUAUAACAAUAAUCUAUCCUAUUCAAAUAAUCAACAGAACAAAUCGAUCUCUAAAAUGAAUACUAACAUAAUUCAUCGCAAGCGGUUUAGUUCGUCGGCAUCCGCAUCAAAUUCUUCUACUAUGGAUGUUUCUAUUCCUGGAAGUUAUCAUACAAAUAAAAUAAUACAAAAAAAUAUAAAAUAUCCACAAGUGCGUUCACAAUCAUCAAGAAAUUUACAUGUACCCUCAAACGACAAUCAUGAAAUACAACAAAGUGUAGCAGAUUAUGAGUUUUAUCGUUUCCUUAACCAGUUAUUAAAACAAAAUUGUCCAAUAACACAAAGAAAAAAGAAAAGAGCCACAACACCAACAACAAAAACAAUGAGUUCUAAGAAUAAACAAUCAAUUGAUGCAUAUGAUGAUCGACAUUCCGCUAUGGGAGGUGAACUAACACCUAUUAAUAAUCAUAGAAGUGAACCAAAUGUAGACACUGAAACACAAGCUUUUAGUAGCAAGAAAUCAACUAGUAAACAGUUAAACAUAAAAUGAAACACAGCAGACAGUAUGAUAAAAAUUAACACCGACAGUUAACCUUGACAACAUAAAAUUCCGUCAUUUAAUUAAUAAAGAAUAGAACAUUAAGUUCGUUAUGGAAAAACAAUAUGUUUCAUAACUGAGAUAUUACAUUACACUCGAACAGAUGGAUAGAUGAAUAGAUAUUGUGUUACAUGAAUGUUAUCAUUAUAUAUCUAUGUAAAACUACCUUUCUUAAUUUCAGCAAUUCAUUCUUGAAUAAUGAAAUUCCUUGUACCUUUUUUGUUGUUGUUCGGAACUAACUCAUAUGAAUGACGUAAAACAUUUCGAAAUAUUUAUAUCGAUUACUUUUUUUUACUUUUCUAAGUGUUUACAUUUGGAAGUUGUAUACAAAAUUCAAUUUUAAUUGGACCAUUAUUACUAUUAUCAUUAUUUAUUGAGAAACUUGAAUUGGUAUGUUAUUUUACUUAUGUUAUACUAUUGAAUGUUUAUCAUUUGAAUUUAUUACGUCUAUUAAGAAGUUAUUGUUUGUAUUAUGGUUCGAAUGAUAGUUUUUCCCUGCAUAGAACUCGAUAAUUUUUUUUCUUCAUGUUUAUAAUCUUAUGAAUUAGUAGUUGCUUAGUUCAGUAGUAAUUGCAACUUAGUUAAGAAGAGUAAUAUUUUAUGAAUGAAUUUUUCUUUUAAAGAAACAGUAGUUUGUUAAAUAAAUUAUUUUGUGAUUAGGUAGAG